AUGCGCUCAUCACGGAUAUCAAGAGAUGCUUCGAAACUAUUCGAUCAUACGGCGGAGCCUAUUUCACCUCCAAGACGACUGACAAGAUCUGCACUGGCCAAAUUUGCCUUCACCUCAACAGAAGAGUCCAAACACACGCUCGCCGAUAUCGAAGACAAUGGAGGUCCUGCUCGUAAACGAAGGCGUCCAGUAGUGAACAAGACUGAAAUUUCGACAUCCACCCAAGCUGUAAAGCCUGAAGUGGUCGACGAAGCCCUCGAUGAUAUCCCACCACCCCCAGCAAAAGCGCGACGGGUUCGUAAGCCUGCUCGAAAAGCCUUCGAUGCAACAACUGGCGAAACGAAGAUGGAACCUCCGUCAGAUUGGGAGGCCGUUUAUGAUACUGUGAGGAAGAUGCGGGCACCAGGUGGGCGAGCUUACGGUGCAGCUGUUGACACUAUGGGAUGCGAACGCCUGGCGGAUCGAAAUGCAUCUCCAAAAGACCAAAGAUUUCACACAUUAGUGGCGCUCAUGCUGUCGAGUCAGACGAAGGACACGGUGAACGCCGUGGUUAUGAAGAAGAUGCAAACUGAGCUGCCACCGUUUGAACCUGGGGCGCCCCCAGGACUAAACCUAAAUAACAUACUGGCAAUCGACCCUAAGCUUCUAAACGAGUUCAUCUGGGCGGUCGGCUUUCACAACAACAAGACGAAGUAUAUCAAGCAAACAGCUGAGAUACUCCGCGAUACAUGGGAUGGCGAUAUCCCCAACACCAUCGAGGGCCUCGUAUCGCUACCGGGCGUCGGACCCAAGAUGGCUUAUCUCUGCAUGUCCGUAGCAUGGGGUAAACAUCUGGGGAUUGGUGUUGAUGUGCACGUACAUCGUAUCACAAAUCUUUGGGGUUGGCACAAAACGAAGAACCCAGAGGAGACACGAACAACACUUCAGUCAUGGCUACCACAAGAUCGAUGGCAUGAGAUCAAUCAUCUUCUGGUGGGGUUGGGACAGUCGGUGUGUCUUCCUGUCGGUCGCAAGUGCGGUGAAUGUGAUCUUGGCCAUGAAGGACUAUGCAAAGCUGCCGAUCGAGCAAAGGUGUCUGCCGGACGUCAGCUCAAAGCCGAAAAGGUAGAACCGGAGGCUCAGAGCGAUACACUGGUCAAAACGGAGGUUUCACAGAACAUUGUAAUCAAAGAAGAGGGUGGUGUAUGA
Messenger RNA from Fusarium fujikuroi IMI 58289, 1188 nucleotides. Its product is annotated as related to DNA repair protein NTG1. Lineage: Eukaryota; Fungi; Ascomycota; Sordariomycetes; Hypocreales; Nectriaceae. Bases 1 to 1188 code for a protein of 395 amino acids. The transcript has 2 exons. Gene Ontology annotation, biological process: base-excision repair, AP site formation; base-excision repair; nucleotide-excision repair. Gene Ontology annotation, cellular component: nucleus. Gene Ontology annotation, molecular function: DNA binding; DNA-(apurinic or apyrimidinic site) endonuclease activity; oxidized pyrimidine nucleobase lesion DNA N-glycosylase activity. The record is from RefSeq and is a predicted model, not a curated record.